Molecule: messenger RNA, 778 nt
Organism: Physella acuta
Lineage: Eukaryota; Metazoa; Mollusca; Gastropoda; Physidae
Product: protein DPCD
Source: RefSeq, a predicted model, not a curated record
GUAACUAAUAAAAACAACAUGGCAGCAAUUUGGCUUGAGAAAUUACGCGCUGCACAAAAAACAUGUAUCAUUCAAGACGGUAGGAGAAAAAUUCAUUUUACAUUUUCUGAUGGCUUAGAACUAGCUGAAGAAUAUGAUAUCAAUUCUGAAGAACUUGUCUUGAGAAAAUGGAGGAAAAAGAGCACCCUUGGAAAUGUGGGCAAAUGGGAAAUUGAAGUUGGGGAGCAGACAACUCCUGUUAAUUUUGAGGCUGAAGGGCUGAUAGAAAGUAAUGUCAAUCCAGUAUUUAUUCGCAAAGACACAAAAACUCAUUUCAUGUGGAGAAUCAGAAAUCUUCCAUAUCCUUUAGAUAACUACAAAGUGACAGCCAAACCUGAAGAAAACCAGAUCAUUAUCUCUACUGCUAAUAAAAAAUACUACAAGAAAUUUGGGAUUCCCGACUUGAGUCGUUGUGGACUUCCACUACAGCAAGAACCUAUUGAAAUUGCCCAUGCUAAUAACACUCUUUUAGUUUCUUACAAGAAACCCUCAGCCAUUCUGGAUAUGGAAAAAAAACUGCAGCAAGAACUCAAGAAGCUCAAAGCAACUAAGGAUGGGGAUGUUGACUGCACACCAAGCUGAUGUCUUCAAUCUGUUUAUCUGAAUGUUGUAAUUGUAUUUUGGUUGAAUCUUCAGAGAAAUGAAUUCUUGGUCCUAUUGGUUAGAGAUCUGAAUGUUUAGCUUGUAUUUUAUUUUUAUCAGUAAAAAUGUGAAUGGUACAAUAGUUGAAUAAAUUUAA